This is a messenger RNA of Suillus discolor, 556 nucleotides long. RefSeq lists its product as uncharacterized. NCBI's taxonomy places the organism in Eukaryota, Fungi, Basidiomycota, Agaricomycetes, Boletales, Suillaceae. The record is from RefSeq and is a predicted model, not a curated record. The coding region runs from base 6 to 536 and encodes 176 amino acids. The transcript has 5 exons.
AGUCUAUGACAGAUUUAGGAUUUCGUGGGAGCUCGAUUGAUGAACAUCCAGCCGCUAUGAUCGACUGGUCGAAAUUGUCGAGCAGCAUUUUCUCCCAAGGGUCCGACGCUUUUUCAGAGGCUAAACAACGAAUCAGCCAGGCCAUUUCUCAGAACGAUCUAGACCCGCAGAACAUAGACUGGUCUAAAGUAUCGAGCAAUGUUGCCUCCCGUGUGUCUGAUGCUCUGACAGAGGCCAGACAACUGGCCAAUCAGGCCGCGUCUCAGAGAGAUACAGACCUACAGAAUGUUGACCAGUCCAAAUUGCUGGGCAAUAUUGUAUCCAGUGUGACCGAUAUUCUGACAGGUGCCAAGCGACUGGUCGAUCGGAACGUGUCAGCAAGAGAUCUAGGCCUGACAGACAUCGACUGGUCUAAAGUAUCGGACAACAUUCUCUCCCAUGCUUCUAGUGCGCUGGCAACAGCAGGACGUCUGGUGUAUGUAAUUUGCUGCUUCAUUAUUACGCCUUUGUUAAUGGGUUUGAUGCACACUUUCUAGUGAUCAGGUAUUCAUACACC